AUGCGAUGGCGCAGCUGGUCCGUGUGCGGCGGUUGGCUGCUCGGCAGGCACCAUGUGAGGGCCUGUUCGCAUUGUUGGUUCCGUCCUAUGUGCAACUUUGUGUACCGAGACAACGGCGCGGUGAAACGGCGACCACUUUGCUCGCCAACCAACAGUGCUGUCGCCACAUGCAGCAAACUGAGAUUUCCAGUUGACUCGCAGUCAAUAGUCACGCAGGUCGCAUUGUCUGGGUCUCUGAUCGGCCGCAGCGGCUCUAUCGCCGAUGGCGAGGUCCUCGUGGCACGGUGCCUUCAGGGCGCGACCGACACGGACAUGGGCCGCUGUUGGUACUUGCUUUGA
Molecule: messenger RNA, 339 nt
Organism: Purpureocillium lilacinum
Lineage: Eukaryota; Fungi; Ascomycota; Sordariomycetes; Hypocreales; Ophiocordycipitaceae
Source: RefSeq, a predicted model, not a curated record